Messenger RNA from Gamsiella multidivaricata, 1092 nucleotides. RefSeq lists its product as uncharacterized. Gene Ontology annotation, molecular function: ATP binding; protein kinase activity. The coding region runs from base 259 to 1005 and encodes 248 amino acids. The record is from RefSeq and is a predicted model, not a curated record. Gene Ontology annotation, biological process: protein phosphorylation. The transcript has a single exon. Lineage: Eukaryota; Fungi; Mortierellomycota; Mortierellomycetes; Mortierellales; Mortierellaceae.
UACAACGUAGGAACGACGACGAACCCGCUUCUAGCGACCCUUAUACCUGCCCCAGACGAGGGGGUUGUUGGAGCGGAUAUGAGUGCUUUAGAUUCUUCGCCUCACACAAGUGCUGACAACCGAGGACUUUAUCAUUCGCAUACGCCGCUGGUUCCUCAGAGUACUGGCGACGAACUGGCUUCUGAGGUGGAUGAGGGGUGAUUUUCUAUUGCCAGGACGGCCAAGGAGAUCCAGAAAGACCUUUGGGUCGCACCCGAGAUGGCCAUAUCUUUCGCAAGCAAGCCUGGUGACGUCUAUAGUGCGGGAGUUAUCUUUAACGAGAUUAUGACGCGAACUGCACCCUACGCCAGACAGCUUCAGAAUAUGGAUCUCAUCGAUGGCUCGUCUCAAGUGUUGUACAUGGUCAAGUUUGAACACCAGCGGCUGGAUCUCCUACUGGGUGAUGAUUCGGACGAGAGCGUUGACGCGGUUAACCACUUGAUCUGUGAUUGCCUUCAACCGGAGCCGUACUUGCGUCCUGACUUUUCAAACAUUUUGCAGCGUGUCCGCACGAUCAGCCCAGACAGAGAGCUCACCGGACCCGUGAAGCAAUCCAAAUUCCUGCCUAUGCUCCAUGAUUUGAUAACAGGAUCCAGCACGCCAGCUGAACUUGCAGUGCCUGACAACGGUCACCGGGCAGACGAACGCGAGGAGCAACUCAAGACGGUCCAUUGUCUGCUUGUAGAUGAUAACCUCGUGAGCCAAAAGGCUAUUUCCAAGAUACUGAGUCGUAUGGGUAUUACGCCCGAGCUUGCCAACAAUGGUCAGGAGGCUGUGGACAAAUGCCGAGUCUGGUCAGCGGCGAUCGCCAAAGCGACCCGUGGCGGACAAGAGGGCCAUGAGGAUACCCUAAUGCAUCAGACCCUCCAGCAAAACAGUUCGAUAUCCUCUUCAUGGUCCUUUGGAUGCCAGUUCUUAGUGGACUUGAGGCUGCAACCGAGAUCCGAACCCAUGCCGAUGGCGUAAACGCGGAGGAACCGUUUAUCGUGGCGGUGACCGCGUGUGUGAUGCUCGGCGAUCGAGAAAAAUGGAUUGAAAGUGGAAUGAACCAGU